AUGUCUGACACGUCAUCAUCCGUCCAAUCAGAAGGUGCCGCACACUUUUGGAGGCGUUAUGAACUGUCCGUGGAGAACGUUGGUCCUGGAGUUGACUUUACAAGUGACGCCUCUACAGCACCAGAAGAGUAUCACAAGGAGGUGGCCGAACGACUUGAAAUAGCGGCUAGCGACGUCAAAGCACAACUGAUGAUUGAGUACGAAGCAAACUCGAAAGAAGGCCGCUGGGACGAGAAUGUAAUUAACAGCCAGAUGUGUCCCAGUGGCAAGAGAGUCAAUCUUUGCUCAUACCUUACUGGUUUGCUCGAUAACGAGAGAUCCCCACCUCCAGGCGAUAGCCUCUGCUCCUACCAUAAUCACUACGAGUUCAUGGACGAGAAGUGUCCCAACAGCAGUGUUCCGAGCGAACUUGCCCCUGUAAUUGUAGGAGAUCUAUUGAAAGAGAAUACAGCCGACAUUAUAACGGACGUCGAAGAAACGUUCCAGAAAGAAAGCUUCGGCUGGUCACACACUGAUGUCAGCAGGACUUCCGAAGAAGAUAAACCUUCAAAUGGUACAGCUGUCUUCCCAACCGUGCCAGUGAGGCACGAGGAAGAAGUCCCCACCAGGUCACUGUAA
Messenger RNA from Cryptococcus wingfieldii CBS 7118, 618 nucleotides. RefSeq lists its product as hypothetical. NCBI's taxonomy places the organism in Eukaryota, Fungi, Basidiomycota, Tremellomycetes, Tremellales, Cryptococcaceae. The transcript is spliced from 3 exons. The record is from RefSeq and is a predicted model, not a curated record. The coding region runs from base 1 to 618 and encodes 205 amino acids.